Brachypodium distachyon (stiff brome) is the source of this 5818-nucleotide messenger RNA. RefSeq lists its product as uncharacterized. Gene Ontology annotation, molecular function: glycosyltransferase activity. The transcript has 4 exons. The coding region runs from base 203 to 1657 and encodes 484 amino acids. The record is from RefSeq and is a predicted model, not a curated record. NCBI's taxonomy places the organism in Eukaryota, Viridiplantae, Streptophyta, Magnoliopsida, Poales, Poaceae.
UACCUAAAUUGAACGGCUGCUUUUUAUUCUGGUCUCCGUUUCCUUUCCUUUCCUUUCCUUUCCCCUCUCCUCCCAAUCUCCACUCCACAGUGCCCAGUGUGGCCGCCGACGCCGCCGCUAACUACGGCGGCGAGAUUCCUCCCCUCAACUGCUCCUCCGGUCGUCGAGCUGCAUAGAGAGAGAUCCCCGAGGCGAAACGAGGAUGAAGUUCCGGAGCUCUGCGAGGGGCGAGCCGCGGAGGUUCGGGAAUGUGGCCCUCAUGGCCCUCAUGCUCUGCUCCCUCGUCGCGCUCUCGCUCAUCAGGGCAAGGUUCUCUCCAAUCGGCAGUACUGGAGCAGUGGAUCCGAAGGCGGUGUCGGUUGUCGCGACGGAGGCCGCCGCCGCCGAGGCUUCCGCGGUAGUACCUGUGGAGGAGGAAGACAAGGAGGAGGCGUUUCAGCCCAAGGUGGAGCACGCCUCGGAUGCUGCCGGCGAUGGAGCCGGCGGGGGCAGCAGCAGCAGCAGCAAGCCAGUGUGUUAUGAGACGAGCCGGCGUUCCGACACCUGCGAGGUGGCCGGUGACGUCCGCCUGGUGGGUCGCAGCCAGACCAUCUACGUGGACGUGCUGAAGCAGGAGUGGAAGACCAAACCGUAUUGCCGGAAGCACGACACGUUUGCACUGUCGCAUGUCAAGGAAUGGUCCCUCAAGCCAGCCGGGGAUGGCAGCGCCGUACCCGAGUGCACUUCGAACAGCUCGGCGACCGCCUUCGUGCUCUCGACCGGCGGCUUCACUGGCAACCCCUUCCAUGACUACACGGAUGUGCUCAUCCCUGCAUUCAUCUCAGCCCACCGCUUCGCGGGCGAGGUCCAGUUCUUGGUGAGCAGCUACAAGCCUUGGUGGAUGAACAAGUACAUCCAGAUCUUCCAGCAGAUGAGCCGGUACGAGGUGAUUGACAUCGAUGCCGACGAUGAGGUCCGGUGCUACCGCAGCGUGGUGGUCGGGCCGACGUUCCACAAGGAGCUUGGUGUGGAUCCCUCGUCGGGCAUCUCCGUGGUGGAUUUCCGCAAGAUGCUCCGGAACGCGUUCGGGCUGGAGCGUGCGACGGCCACACCAAGCGGUGACCGCUGGGACAUCCGUCGGCGCCCUCGGCUGCUAAUCAUCUCCCGGCGAGCCUCCCGCGGGCGGGCGUUCAUGAACGAACGCGCCAUGGCUGACAUGGCAGGGAGCCUGGGAUUCGAUGUUCGCAUCGGGGACCCAGACACCGGCUCCACGGACACGUCCAAGUUCGCUCGGCUGGUGAACUCGUGCGACGUGAUGGUGGGCGUGCACGGUGCCGGGCUCACAAACAUGGUGUUUCUCCCUGCCGGUGCUGUGCUGGUGCAGGUGGUGCCGUACGGGCGCCUGGAAUGGCUGGCCCGCAACACGUUUGCAGAGCCAUCAGCCGGCAUGGAGAUCCUUUACCUGGAGUACGUGGUGCAGCUUGAUGAGACGACACUGAGCGAGCAGUACCCUAGCAAUCACUUGGUGCUAAAGGACCCCAUGGCAAUCCACAAGCAGGGCUGGGACGCGCUCAAGACCACGUACCUUGACAAGCAGAACGUCCGGCCGCACCUCGGCCGCCUCAAGAACACCUUCCUCCAGGCGCUCAAGAUGCUGCCACACGGCCGGGACGAUUAGUUCACCAUCGUCAUGAGAGCUUUAAGUAUUACUGCAGCAGUAGAUAGACAAGAUGAUAGUACUUGGUUUUGGUUUGCUAUAUUUGUUACUAGAAAGAGCUUGUCCAUCCUCGUAUGUGCUCCCAGCUACUUAGAGCAGCUCGCGCGCCAAGCAUAGCAACUGGCCUCCUUCAGCUUGGCACCUCUCUCCCUGAGACAGCACGCUUCCGGUCGACAACUGUGGUGAGUCAACCCCUCCUUUUUGCACAAGCAUGCCACUGGUGGGGGUGUCGGGCUCCCAUAUGGUCAUAUGGAUUACCUCGGCCAUGUUGACACAGUGACAAGGCAUGUGUUGCAUGGUGUGACAUCGCUAUGGCGAUAAAUCUAUAACAUGUAAUGUCUUCGCGUGCAGAUGGAGGUUGUAUUUCUUCGAGUGCCAUGUGUUUAAUAAAAUGCCUGACUUGCAGUAGCAUCAGUUCAUUGCCCUUGUUGUUGUAGGUUGCAUCUCGAGACUAUUUGUUGGCUUCGGUACUCCUUGCAAUUUUGCUACUGUUCACCUUCUAGCCAAUGCUAGAGUGUUUUUGUGAUUUUUCAUUAGGCUGCCAUUUACUCUUGAUAUACAUUGCUAUGACACUUGAACAUGAUUUCCAUUGAGAAGUCCAUUUUAGAGGCAAGUUUUUGCUGGCCAAUUGCAGUAACUGGAGUUGAAAACAAGAACAUGAUUGACACAGUUUGGAUUGUUUUUGUUGUUCCUGUUGGUACGUGUCUCGUGUACAUUAUUUCCUCCAUUACACUGUACUGUAGUCUCUGCUAAGGUGCUAAUUGCUAUGCCAGUGUUUAUGUUCGAGUCUGGCAAUCCCUGCCGUUCUGCCAAUAGAAUUUGGUACUAGAUUAUGAUGUCCCUGUUACAUCACUUGGUUAUUUGCUUCAGUAAAGUUCCAUCUCGAAGCUUGACAAGUCAAACUUUAUCUUAAAGAAGUCGCCAGCUCUAAAAUAUCCAAACAUUUGAGCAAUUAUGGGACUUUAAGUGUCUUGAUCAUACACCCUUUUCAUUUAACUUUAUCCAUCUUCUAUCUAAUUGGCUAGCACAUCAUAGGUAUGUCCUUAUCCAGAUGAUUGAGUUUCAUAAGGAUUCAAGCUUUUUUUUUUUGCGGGGAACAUAAGGAUUCAAGCUACUCUGUGCCAUCUGUCAUCCUACACUAUCUUUACAUGCUAGUACUUUCUAAUAAUUUUACUUCGAUGUUGACUCCAUAGUCAGAAUCAUGCUUUGGAAAGUUUGAAAUUUGAUCAGGAUCAGAUUGAUCUGAAUGUAGCCUGUUCACGAAAUAAUGACAGCACCAGGUAUUGCCUCACAGUCAUUUUAAUAUCUCUAUGGUUCAUGCUUUUUCACCCCCCUCAACAAUCUUCAUGUUGAUUUCAUAUUAGAUAUGGUCAUCCCCUCAGCUCUCUAAUUACCGUAUACAUGAUUAUGUCCACAGGAACAAAUAAUUUGCAGAAAGGAAUCAAAUACUAAGUGAUAUCUGACCUGCCAAGGUGAGAAACAAAUGUUUUUGCUCAAUGGUUUCUCACACUUGUGAAGCUGUCCAUUACGCAGAUCCUCCUAUCUGUCUUUUGAUAUAUAGAGCAUUUUUUUGAAUAAAUUAGUACAUAGUUAUUUUCUUGCUCAUGUGUACAUUGUGCAAUUAACUAGUGAAUUUAAUGCAAAAGAAAGCAUAAACCAUAACCAUCUAUUCCUUUAGCAGAAAGAUAUAAUCAAUGUAAUCGUCUUUCCAUGAUUUUAGGGGUGGAGUGUUUUCUUCUAGAGUACACAUCGAAAUGCGAACCAUUUUCAUUAAGAAGGAAAGACCAAAAAAUGUCCAGAUAAUUACAAAGUCACACGAGUAGCCACCCUAAAGGUUUCGUAAAGAUUUUACAAACUAAGCAGCUAAUGUGCCAUUUGCUUCUGGUGGUUGGGUACUCCACGGUACUGUACCCUGUUCCUAAUGUCUUUGCUGAUUCAGAUAGUGAGUUUCAGCCAAUGUUGUUUUGUGAUGACCCUAAAAAAUAUUGUUUUAUAAUGACGUCAAGAAAGUAGAAACUUGAUGAUGACUCAAGGCACCAUAUGUACUUCUAAAUAUUGUCAAUACAAUGCCAUCAUGCAUUGUCAAAGAGAAAAUUAGUCCAUUCCAAGCAGCAAUGCACGUAGGGUGUAAUCUAGUGUAUAAGUAUAUUCUAGUAUUGGGCCCUGUUUGGAAAAUACUGGAAGUUUUUAUAUAUUUCUAUGGGAAAAUAACUAAAUAAAAUCAUUCAGAAUUUCUGUAAGACCAUCUCUUCCAAAAAAGUGAGUCGAUCCCCUAUGUUCCUUCAGGGAAAGGUUACAAGACAUAGUACCAGCACUUUUAUAAAUCAUCAUCAUACAGUAUGCAUGACGAGUGUUAACAUGAUAGGUAGGUGGUGAGAUUGUUUUGCGUGCAUGCAGCCAACUAGAUAGUAAAUCUAGAGAGUAGCAAUCAAGGUCCUCGAAACUCAAUCAUAUGAAGACUGCAUACCAUACAGGCAUAUUCCCUCCGAUCCUAAAUUGUUGUCGAAAUAUUACAUGUAUCUAGACGCUUUUUAAGAAUAGAUACAUCCAUAUUUGGACAAAUUUGAGACGGUAAUUUAGGAUCGGAGGGAGUACAUCACACUGAUCUGUAUUUUUUUUAUGGAGUUGCUGCCUGUUAUUGUACUGCUUGCUCUCAGUCUAAGCUGCACAAUUGAAUCAUGUGCCUGCACUGGCCUAUGCUCUUCAACCUAUGGUAAUUGUGCAUUUGUGCUCUAUGAUCUGGUAUUAUUUCCCCCCUUUUUUUCUGAACGUUUUGGAUACUGUAGCCCAACCUGUAUAUUUCCACCGCGGGUUCUCCUUGUUUUGUAACAUAUGUCUUUCUACUUUAUGGUCUCGAAAAAACAUGCCUUUCAAAGUUGCAUCUAUAAGAUACAUAUUUGCAAUCGGUACUAACUAAUAAAAAUGCACCUAUAGUAGGCAUUGUUGGUUUGAACAAAGAUGGUGCCUUCCAAUUCCCUGUGUUCCACAGGAAGCACCCUUGCCUAAGCUCGUUGAUUCAUCCAACCAACGUACCUGCAGAGCCGAGUCCCGUCGUUGGUAAUCAUGAGAUCCACGAAGGCAAGUUCUUCAUGGACAUCAGCCUUGGCACACCACCUGUGGCCAAUCUUGUCACAGUUGAUACCGGCUCCACACUCUCCUGGGUUGUCUGUCAACGAUGUCAGAUAUCUUGCCACACAACUGCACCAGAGGCCGGGUCCGUAUUCGACCCUGACAAGUCCACAACUUACGAGCUUGUCGGGUGCUCAAGCAGAGAUUGCGCUGACGUGCAGCGCAGCCUUGUUGCCCCAUUCGGUUGCAUCGAGGAGACUGACACCUGCCUCUAUAGCCUGCGAUAUGGGUCAGGUCCAUCAGGUAGCUCGGCAGACCAACUAUAGAGCCUUCUCCUACUGCUUUCCGGGUGACCAUACAGCUGAGGGAUUCCUGUCCAUCGGAGCCUACCCCAAGGAUGAACUAGUGUACACCAAUUUGAUCCCCCACUUUGGGGAUAGAUCCGUGUACUCACUUCAGCAGAUUGACAUGAUGGUGGAUGGAAACCGGCUCCAAGUCGAUCAGUCUGAGUACACAAAGCGGAUGAUGGUUGUUGAUUCAGGAACUGUAGACACAUUCCUUUUAGGCCCGGUGUUUGAUGCUUUCAGCAAGGCAAUGGCAUCAGCAAUGCAAGCCAAGGGGUUUCUGAGCGACACUGUUGGUACGGAGACUUGCUUCAGGCCUAACGGUGGUGAUUCGGUGGACUCUGGCGACCUUCCAACAGUGGAGAUGAGGUUUAUAGGGACUACCCUGAAGCUGCCACCGGAGAACGUGUUCCAUGACCUGUUACCGUCCCAUGAUAAAAUUUGCUUGGCAUUCAAGCCUGAUGUUGCUGGUGUGAGAAACGUUCAGAUUCUAGGGAAUAAGGCGACAUGAUCAUUCAGGGUUGUGUAUGAUCUCCAGGCCAUGUAUUUUGGCUUUCAAGCUGGUGCUUGUUGAUGGGAGAGGCUGGUCUAUUUUCCAUCCAAGGCACCAACAUCUCUACUAGUAAUAGGUUAAUAACAACGACUGAAACUACGAUUUGAUGACAAUUCCUGUAAUGGUCCAUUAUAAUAAAGUUGUUUGCUUCUCUGA